This is a messenger RNA of Magallana angulata, 4682 nucleotides long. RefSeq names its product MAM domain-containing glycosylphosphatidylinositol anchor protein 2-like. NCBI's taxonomy places the organism in Eukaryota, Metazoa, Mollusca, Bivalvia, Ostreida, Ostreidae. Gene Ontology annotation, molecular function: cell adhesion molecule binding. The coding region runs from base 373 to 3087 and encodes 904 amino acids. The record is from RefSeq and is a predicted model, not a curated record. Gene Ontology annotation, biological process: cell-cell adhesion. Gene Ontology annotation, cellular component: cell-cell junction. The transcript has 16 exons.
CAGUUCAACACGAUCAUCAAGAUCAUUGAUGUGAUUUAUUUCGUGAAAAAUCGUAAAACUGCAAAACAAGAAGAAGAUCAGCUGUGAACGGAUAUUAUCUAUUCGAUACAAAUGAUACAAAACUGAAAUUUCAAGGAUAUGGAAUGCUUUAAUGGCAUUGUAAUGCUCAAAACACCUUGAAGGCAUUUUUCCCCUUGAAAGGAUUUGUCACCAACUGAGCCAGCAAUCAGAUGGGGCAUUGGUCAUUCUACAUGUUAAAAGGUCAUGAACAUGCAGUAAUACUAAAAUAUCUAGAUCGAGAGACGAAAGCACCUGAGGGCUUUGAUCGAUGUUGAUUUUCACACUAGACUGGUGCAUGCAGAUACUGAUGUCAUGAAUAUUCAGAACUGUAGUUAUAGAUUCAGAGACAUAAUGAUCCUGUACCUCACAGCUGUUUUGGUUCUGUUAGUGAAAUCAACAUUAUCCCAGUCAGUCGUGGAAGUUGUUGGAGCCACUAAUGAUACAAAUACAAUCAAUGUGCAAAAAGGGGAAAAUUUGACCUUGACUUGCAGAAGUGACCUUGAAUCAUUGACCUUGGAAUAUGCAUCUGUCAUUUACAGUGACACAAAAAUGAUUAAUGGUUCUUACACAGUUAGUUUCACUAAAAUAGCAGUGAGGGAUGAUGACAACCAGAUAGUUACAUGUAGAGCUACCAAUGCUACAGGUGAAAGUUUGAAAAUUGAAGCCAAGGUCAGAGUUCAAGUUGAUGUGAAAAUUACCCUCAACGGAGUCAAGAACCUUACAGAAGGUGAUACAGCAAACAUCUCCUGUACAGUAUCAGGCUCUCUGUAUGAGCCCAGUAGUGUGAUGUUUGUAUGUAUUUCUUCUGCAUGUACCAGUCUUAUGAACCAGACAUCCCAGACAAUAAACACAGUAUAUGACAAUGCAUCAGAGACAUUCACGACAGUUCUUCAGGCCGCUCCAUUCUCAGUGACCAGCGAUUUGAAUGAAGUGUGGAUAAUUUGCCCUGUCUCCUUAAAUGGUUCAGUUCUAUUUAGUAGAGACAAUGUGUCUGUGUUUUAUGGACCGUACCAGGACAGUGUAUAUUUGACCGGAUCCUCAGAUUGGUAUGAGGGAUAUCCUGGAGGAUUAACAUGUUAUUCAACCUUAAGUAACCCAGCAGUGACCCUCACCUGGUACAACGGCUCCACCGUAUUCAGUCCCGACACACCUGUGUCUGUUAUAAAGAGGAAUAGUGCAUAUGGGUACUAUGAAACUCGCCAGGAGUGGGAUUUCAAAUACAGUAGGUACUUCUCUGGAUCCAAUAUCAGCUGUGUAGCCACAGGACACCAAAACAAAACUGUCAUCAAAACCAGGCAGUUUGGAGUUAUACACUUUGCUCCAGAGCUAGUUAUCUUGGGAAACUCCAUCAUAGAUGAAGGAGACACUUUGAAUCUGACCUGUGAAGUGAUUGCAGCCAGUCCUAUGACAAAUGCAUCAUGGGGACCAAUUUCUGAUGGAAGUGAUGAAUUAGUAAUAGCUAAUGUUCAAAGAAAUCAAGACGGAAAUUACUACAAUUGCUUUGCUGAGAACUUGGUACGCAAGUCCUAUAAAGAUGUCCGUCUUACUGUGCAGUAUGGACCAGAUAUAAAUCUUUCAUGGAUAAGAACAGUAAAUGAAGGAACCAGUCUGACAAUUCAACCUUAUAUAAGAGGAAAUCCAGAGCCUGUAAAGUUUACAUGGAAGAGAGAAGGAAGUGAUGCAGUGGUAUCUACAGACAAGAAUCUUUUGCUGGAAAAUGCCACCAGGGAGCAGGCUGGGGUGUACAUCUUUGAGGCCACCAGUGUCAGACAGCGAGAAAACAAUGCCACCGAGGAAGUCACAGGGAAUGCUUCUAUCAUUGUAGAAGUCAAAUAUGGACUAGGAGAGACAUUGAGCCUUUCACCCAACAUAUCAAUGAUAGAAUUCAAUGAGGGGGAUCCUGUGCCCCAGAUCACCUGUUUAGCAGAAUGUGUGCCCGAGUGUGAUUUCAAAUGGAAUCAAUACUACAGGAACACCAUGAGACACCGCUCAAUUAAUGCUGUACUUGACCUCGGCAAUGCUUCCUCUGCUCUGGUCGGAAUUUACAUGUGUGAAGCAAUUUAUAAUGGUGAUCAAAAUAGAAUUAGGAGAAAUGUGACCUUUGAACUUCGGGUGAAAUACAAACCAAAGAUAGAAUCUGUUGCUGUUAACGACUUCAACAUAAACCUGUACAGUGAGGGUACCCCAAUCACAACAACAGCUAAGGUCAGGGCCUAUCCUGCUGCGAAACUGACCUGGGGCAUCAGGAAUGACCAAUUUACCAACCAAUUUUUGCCACUUGACUCUCGAUACAGUGUCAACCAAUCAGUAGAGUGUUCAUAUGACUGUGAAGUCACAGAGACGCUGACUCUUAGCUCCGCCUCCUGUACUGAUACAGGAAACAAAUUCUCUGUGUAUGCUGAAAAUGAAAAAGGAAAUUCGACAGUGCAAUCUGUAUUAAAUAGCAUUUAUGUGGGAUGCAGUCCUCGUCCAUUGAACAGCAGUCUGACCAAUCAGACGUACAGUACCUGUGAAGGGGAGGAGCUAAACAUGACAGCCUCAUUUCUGUCUAAUCCGGGACCUUGGAUGGGGUGGUACCUGUCUCCUGAUACAAGUGGUAUACCUCUGUAUUACACAGAUGAACGCGGAUUUGGUAGUAUUAUACACCACACAAAUUACCACAUUCCCUUUGUAUAUAAGUAUAUGUUUGGAGCCUGGAUUGUUGAGGCAGAGAACUAUGGAGGAGGUCCAGUUGGGAGGGCCUACAUUGAAGUAGUUCAGCAUCCAAACUGCUCAGGUAAUGUGCAUUCCACUUUCUCAGUACCUCAUACCACUACCUCAGUCCAGUCUACAACUUUGAGUGCUGGCAACAUGGCCCCCUCCCAGGGGUCGGGUCAGACAGGGGUCAUUGUGGGGUCAGUCAUAGGGUCCCUCCUGUUGAUAGCCAUUAUUGUAGGUGGAGCCAUAGUUUUUAUGAGGCAUCGCAAAAAUCAAAAAGGAAAUAUAAAGCUUCACCAGUUUGACCUAGGAAUGACCAGAAAGACAUGACAGAGAUUAACAGUUGUCUGCAUAAUGAUUAUCCAUAGAAAAGUGAUGCAAGGUUCAUGUUUUAUGCAUAUCAUAUGAGUUUUUAAAACAAUCUUUUGUUACUUCAUAUGGGAUACCAUAUUAUUUGGUACUUUCCAUGAGAAAAAAAAUCAUCUAAAAUAUCUAAAAUGUCAGCAAAAUUUGAGCAUUUUUAGCGCUCAACAGAAACAAUCUUUGUAAAUAAAUUUCUGUUUGUUUGUUGCAGGUUUUUUUUCAAUAGAUUUUUUAGUUUUCAAUAUCCAUCGUAGGAGACUGCAUAAUUUCAUAGUCUUAUUCCACUAAGCGUUAAUUUUAAAAGUCCCCUUAAAGUCCCCUGUUUACUUGUAAGGUUUUUUUCAGUAGGUGUAUAAAUGUUGAUAUAAUAUGCAACACAUGUAUUGAUGUAGUAUAGAGUUGAAUGAAGUUUACUUAUGAUCCCUUUAUACACUUUAUCUGAAGUACAUAUGUAGUGUGUUUAUUUAAAUUUUUUUAUUUUUUACUUUAACUACAUCUUUUUCUAAGUUGAAUUUUGAACUUUUUUGAAAAAUUGAAUAUAUACAAGAAAAGAAAAAAAUAUUAAUUUAUGCUUUAUUUGCCUUUUUGCACAAUUUUAGUCAUAAAUUGUGGCAUGUUUUGAAAUAUGUUUUCUAUUUCCACCCAGUACACAUAUGGAAUACAAAUCAGGUGUCUAUAAUUAUUGUGGAUCUUUUAAAUACUAAGAGGUUAAAUUGUUAUUUUAUUAUUUUUUAAAGAGGUUUUAGAGACAUUCAAGUAUGGUUGUAAUUUUAUAGAAAAAGUUGUAACAGAAACUCACAUUGUAUAACAUGUCAACAUUUUUUAGAGGUACAUGUAAUUGCUCACCACUUUUUCAUGGUCAAUUUAUUUUAAGUCAAUCUGUCACUUGAGCAAAUUUGUUUUGAAUUUUGAAGAACAUGUUCUAUAUUUCCUGGUGCUUUACAGUAAUAGGUUGAUUUAUUGUCAUACACUGUGCAGAUAUUUUCAUUAACAAUAGUCAGUUGUGUCUUCAUUAUAGUUUUCUUUUAAAUCGUGAAUUUUGUUAUAUUAUAAAUUGUAGUUUUUCAAUGUUUCAAGGUGCAAGCCCCAUUUACCAGAAUUCUCAUAAUAUGUUGUUUCAAUACAUUUGUUUCUCUUUUUCCAUUUUUUUUUUAUAUAAGAAAAAAAGUUGAGUGGACAUAAACUUUUCUAGGGCACUUGUUGAACUUUUUCUCAGAAUGUAUGAUUGUUGUUCAAUACCCCAAGUUUUGUAUCAAUUUACAAUGAUUUGUGAUUUUACCUACCUCAAGUUGAACAUGAAUUGUAAAUUGCCUGUACACAGUUUCUAAAUUUACUUUUUUAAUAAUUGACAUAUCGUUAUUGAUCUGAAAUUGUUUUAUAGGAAUUUGAAAUUGAUUACCAUAUUCUUUAAUUUAAUGUCAAUUUUGGUUGUGCUCAUAUCUUAACCUAUACUCAUAUUUUCAAUUAACAAAGAGAAUCUAUGAAUAUACACAUAAUACCUCAUACCAUAUUAUCACAUAUAUAUACAGUGGUUUUUAUCAAUAAAAGUUACGUUUUGUUAA